UGCACCCCCAUACUUUUGCCCUUUUCCACUUCAGUCCUCAUAAAUUAUAAAACCUCCCAUUUCUCCAAAACCCACUCCACAGAAAAGAAGAAAACGCAGAGCUUCUCUUCUCCGGCAUCCAUGGCCGCCGCACUCACGAAGACCAGCCGCCUCAAGGCCCAGAGCUUUCAUACCUCAAACUACUUCCUCUCCAAAAGGGGCCUCAAAUUCUCCACACCCGACCCGGUUACCAGCACACGCGACCACCAACACAAACGGGUAACCGUUUUCACGCGCUCCAUUUUUAGGAAGGCGAAAGAGACGGACUUUUCUACUCCGAUCUCAAUUUCUUCUAAAUUCUCGUCUAGGGCUUCGUCUUCUUCCGAAAAAUCCGGGCUUGUGGGCUGGUACUUGGAGAUGCUCCGGACCCGACCCGUUUCCACCAAAUGCAUCACAUCGGCCCUCAUUUACGCCGCCGCCGAUAUUUCCUCACAGACGAUUGUGAGUGAGAAUUUGGAGGAGGGCUAUGAUUUGAAAAGGACUUUGCGUAUGGCUGGAUAUGGGUUGGUGAUAUUGGGUCCUUCAGUGCAUUAUUGGUACAAUUUCAUGUCUAGAGUGUUUCCAAAGACUGAUCUUUCAUCGACUUUAAAGAAAAUGGCUUUGGGGCAGACGACUUAUGGUCCGGCCAUGACUGCCGUAUUCCUAUCUACGAAUGCUGCUUUACAAGGUGAAAGUGGUUCGCAGAUUGUUGCCAGGUUGAAACGUGAUUUGCUCCCGACAAUCAUAAAUGGUGUAAUGUACUGGCCGUUUUGCGAUUUUGUGACGUUCAAAUUUAUCCCGGUUAAUUUACAGCCACUGGUAACCAACUCAUUUUCGUACCUAUGGACCAUUUACAUGACUUACGUAGCAAGCUUAGCUAAAGUCGGCACAAGUUUUGUUGAUCCAUUUUUGUUCUGGACGGACUUCGCCUUCUUCCGAAAAAUCCGGGCUUGUGGGCUGGUACCUGGGGCUGGGGAUGCUCCGGACCCGACCCGUUCCACCAAAUGCAUCACGUCAGCCCUCACUUACGCCGCCGCCGAUAUUUCCUCACAGACGAUGGUGAGUGAGAAAUUGGAGGAGGGCUAUGAUUUGAAAAGGACUUUGCGUAUGGCUGGAUAUGUGUUGGUGAUAUUGGGUCCUUCACUGCAUUAUUGGUACAAUUUCAUGUCUAGAGUGUGUGCAAAGAAUGAUCUUUUGUCGACUUUAAAGAAAAUGGCUUUAGGUCAUGACUGCCGUAUUCCUAUCUAUGAAUGCUGCUUUACAAGGCCGUUUUGCGAUUUUGUGACGUUCAAAUUCGUCCCGGUUCAUUUGCAGCCACUGGUAACCAACUCAUUUUCGUACCUAUGGACCAUUUACAUGACUUACGUAGUAAGCUUAGCUAAAGUCAACAAGUUGAGAUGGUUUAUUCGCCGAGCAAAUAUCGCCAUUUUCUGA
Striga asiatica is the source of this 1452-nucleotide messenger RNA. Lineage: Eukaryota; Viridiplantae; Streptophyta; Magnoliopsida; Lamiales; Orobanchaceae. The record is from the annotation of a GenBank genome assembly.